AUGUACGAUUUCAUUCGCCUGGAAACCAAGCCAACUGCUCGACUAUGCUACAGCUUUAGUCCGGCUACGACAUCGACGACUGAGCAAACUCUCGUCGUCUUUGUCAACGGCCUCGGAUUACCGCAGGCAGGAUGGGCAUCCACGAUUGCCAGGCUCCGAGAGCUCUCCCCCCAGAAGCUUCCCGCCAUUCUUACCUACGAUCGCUUUGGACAAGGUCAAUCUGUCGACCGCGAUCCCGCCGAUGAGGGCGCAGCAGACCCGAGCCAUGCCCAUGAUUGCAUGAGUGUGGUUCGUGAUAUGCGACAGCUCAUCGCCCAGAUCGCAAAAGACAAGAUGAAUGCCGAGGAACCUGAUAAUUUGCGCAUUGUUUUCGUCGGAAACUCUGUCGGAUGUUCCCUCAUUCGUCUCUAUGCUCAAGAAUAUCCGAAUGUUGUUGCUGGCAUCCUCUUUCUCGACAGCACCUUGACCGACACGGAUUUUGUCUCCCUUUUCCCUGAUCCUGACGCCAAGUCUUUUGAUCCAAAUUUGCCUCCUGGCGUGACGGCUGAGAGUCUGCGAGAUGCCAGAGAAAAGAUACGACAGAGGUUUCAUCCCGACGUUGGAAGCCAAGAGGGUUUGAGUCGACGAAACCUGUUUCAACUUUUGCCGCGCGCCGACUCGCCCCCUCUCUACAAAGCUAGAGAAGCUGCUCCCUACAUCCAAGUGCUAGGCCACGACUUUGAGUUUUUCGCGGAGCGCGCAGAGAUGGACCUGGGGAUUCCUGUCGCUGUUAUUCAGAUUUAUAUGAACACAUACUGGCAUCGUUACAAUCAAGGUCUGGCUAAGCUCACGAUGUCCGAGAGAAGCAAAGGGCCUUUCCAAGUGCCAGGGGCGGGUCAUUUUAUCCAGGCGGAUAACCCUUCGUAUGUGGCGGAGAGACUGCACGAGAUGUUGCAGCUCCUGGAGGUUGACUGA
This is a messenger RNA of Fusarium vanettenii 77-13-4, 954 nucleotides long. RefSeq lists its product as uncharacterized. The record is from RefSeq and is a predicted model, not a curated record. The transcript has a single exon. The coding region runs from base 1 to 954 and encodes 317 amino acids. NCBI's taxonomy places the organism in Eukaryota, Fungi, Ascomycota, Sordariomycetes, Hypocreales, Nectriaceae.